AUGGUAUUUGGAGUGAUGAAAAUGAAAGGUGGAUCACCAAUUAGGGUUGUUAAGAACACAAGAAUUUGUUGCGACUGUCAUACAGUUGCAAAGUACAUUUCUUUGGCUCGAAAUUGCGAGGUUUUACUUAGAGAUGCUGGCCGUUUUCACCAUUUUAAAGAUGGAAAAUGUUCUUGUAAUGAUUGUUGGUAA
Lathyrus sativus (Indian pea) is the source of this 192-nucleotide messenger RNA. The record is from the annotation of a GenBank genome assembly. Lineage: Eukaryota; Viridiplantae; Streptophyta; Magnoliopsida; Fabales; Fabaceae.